Molecule: messenger RNA, 2861 nt
Organism: Sinocyclocheilus anshuiensis
Lineage: Eukaryota; Metazoa; Chordata; Actinopteri; Cypriniformes; Cyprinidae
Product: E3 ubiquitin-protein ligase E3D-like
Exons: 10
Coding region: 99-1289 (396 amino acids)
Biological process (GO): proteasome-mediated ubiquitin-dependent protein catabolic process; protein autoubiquitination; protein polyubiquitination
Cellular component (GO): cytosol; nucleus; ubiquitin ligase complex
Molecular function (GO): cyclin binding; ubiquitin conjugating enzyme binding; ubiquitin protein ligase activity
Source: RefSeq, a predicted model, not a curated record
ACCGCGUCGCGGAAGUGUGUUAUCACGUUGUUUUUGUGUCGCGUGGGGUUCUUCAACAGUUCUGUAAUAUAAGUAUAUUUUCCUGGUAAGGGAUAUAAAUGGAAGAGACUGCGCAACAAGACCUCGUCUUUCUGGAGCUCAGACAGAAGCUGCAAAGUGGCGUUGUGUUCAUUCGCAGUGACGCUGUCAGGGAUGAUGCAGAUGUGAAGAUCGAGUCUAAACAAGACUCCGUCCUGAGUGUCCAGACCCCAGACAGGACCUAUCGGGUGAAGCUAACGCCUGCUGUGAGUCUGCUGGAGACGUCGUGCCAGAGGAGUCCUGGAUACACUCAACACGGAUCACACUUCAGACUGCGGCUCAAGGUGGAGCAGCCGACAGAAGCUCCUUGCAGUGUGAUUGGACAGCUGCGGGUCAAUGUGACGUACUCCUUCCUGUGCCAGUCUUGUGGCUCCAUGGUGCUUCAAGACAGGACUUUUGGGCGAGUUCUUCCUUUGCCCAAUGGAAACUGGAAUGCAUUAGUGGACGACUGGUGCUGCCACCCCGAUCCCUUCGCAAACAAGAAGCUGCUCCCGCGAGACGGAGACUGUCUGGUCGGAGACACGUUUCUUCUGUUGGCUCGGGACAGCAGCUGUGAGCAGACCCUCGUACGGGAAGAGAACUCGCUUCAGAAAGCCUCUGCAGAGCAGAAGCGCAGCAGCAAGCGUGUGAUGGUGUCCUGCAGGAGCUGCUCUGCGGCGCUGGGAGAGGAAGUCACUGCAGAGGUGCUGAAGUUUUACAUAACUGAAAUAUUAGUAAAGCCACGUGAAGAUGGAGAGUGUGAUAUAGCACGUCUCAGUUUAGUGUCCGAGCCUAAUUCAGAAAGGCAGAAAUUCCUGGAGCGAACUCUAGCGGCCCGGCUGGUCGAGCUGUCAUCGGCACAGAGUAUAUUUCGCUUUUCCAUCCAAACCCCAGAUGACAAAGCUGUGAUUUUGCUGUGGCUUCUGAACACAGACGCUCUGGUCGCCUCAUUUCCCGACGCAGCAGCGAGGGGCGACAGCUUCAUAUCCGCAGAUGAGGUUCAUCAGUCAUGCUGGGCCGCUCAAGCAGUCAAAGUGCUGUACAUCCUCUGCUCUGACAGCAAACUCCAAGAUGUUGUGGAUGUCUGGGAGAAGGACAUUAGUGUUCACCCUCUGCCACUCCCUCAGAGCUCAUGUGAGGAGCUCCAGAAGCUUCUGAUGUCCAGCACCUCCAGGCUGCCUGCAUUCCUGCGCUGCAUGAACUCAUAUCAGGUGGCCUACAUGCAGAUGUGAUGCAUUGAGCUCAGAAACCACUGGAGCAGUUUAUCAUCACAGUGCAGCGACACAGGAAGUCAGAUAUGAAAAUCUAUUAAAUGCAAAACAUUACUUUUUUUUUUUUUUUUUUUUUUUUUAAAAAAAAACAAGGUCUGCAUGAUAUUAGAAUGAAGUGGCUCAUAUAUCUUUUUAAUUGGGGACAGGUGUUGUCUAGCUAUCUGUAAAAGUGUAAAUACCCAUCAUGCUUCAUUACAAGCACAUUAAAUAUCAUUCCAUGCACACUUAAAACAUGUUACUGAUAGUUUGGUUCACUUUCUGUCUUAGUAAAAGUGCGCAUUCUCCAGAGUUUAUGAGUUCGCAGCAGUGUGCGAUCCAAUGAGUGACGGGAAACUGUGUUCCCAGACGUGAAUGAGAAAAUAUAUUCAUAGAUCUUUCUGAAUAUGCUCGGAGCUCACUGUGCUUCAUCACACAUCAUGAUGACAGGUGGGAACACACUUUACCUUUAUAAACGUCUGCAUGUCAUCAGGGUCCUACGCUUUGUGUGAAACGCACAGAAAUGUGAUUUACAUCGCUUUAUUUUAAAACCAGCAUAAGAUCUUCUGGUGUUACUCAUUCAUGCAGUGUGAAGAAUUUUGAGGUCUGAUCUGAAUGCCCAAAAAAAACUUCAUGAUGAGAGCUACAAAUAAACAAUAUAGGCAUGAGUUAAUAAGAAGAAAAAGACAUGUUUUGCCACAUGCAGGCCAAAAAACAAACAUAAUAUGAGAACAAGGUUGAUCUGAUCACAUGCGAGCAUAAGAGUAAGUGUGUUUACUAUUUAGUCUUAAAGCUCUAGAGGAGUUACAGUCCGAAAUAUCUUGAAAAACCCAAACACGAGUUUAUGAUUUUCCUGAUUAAUUUGUUAGAUGUUUAUACAACCUGAUUUCCCUCUGAUCAUCUGUGGGUUAGUGUACGAGUACAGUAGAUGUAGAGUUGAUUUUGUGUUUGAUGGGAGUGUUGUUCCAGAAUCAACAUCAGAUGUGAGUGUGUGUAUUCAUAAGUACAGUGAGGUGAUAUUUUGCAUAGGGCUGCAUAAGCUACUAAGCACAUGUGCUGGUGAACUGCGACAGGCAUCUAUGAAUAGCACUACUUCACUAAUUGUAGGAGAAAUGGCACAAAUUCUUCUUUGACAUUUUAUUAGGGCCACUGGCAAAAUAUACAAUUAUGGAAAGACACUCUACAGAUGAUAUUAUACAUCAGGAACUUAAUGGAAGCGUUUGGCUUCAUUCUUCUUGAAUGCUUUCAUAGUUCUCAAUCCUGUGUUGGUAGAUAUUCUUUCUUCAAGUAGAUCCUUCAGUUUUAAGAUUGAGAUGUUGAACACACUCCCAUGAGCAACUUUUAUCCUCAAAAAGCAAAAUAGCAUCAAUCACGCCACUCUAGUGUUGAGUUUGAAAUGCCACUCUGUCUUUCAGAUGAUUCCAUUAUCAUGACUGAACUGUAAGUUAAAAUAACACACAGUCUGCAUUUACAAACAUUUGUGGAAAAAAUGGGUGGUUCUGAAGAGCUCAGUGAAUUCAGUUAAGUAAGGUACUGUUAAGUGUAUUGCAUUUAGGA